GGCACUUGCAGGUCUGGUUCUCGAUUCUCGAUUCUCGAUUCUCCAUCGGAUUCAAAGCUCAGUUAUGCUUCGAUUGCUCGUUUGUUUGUGGCUACUGGUGCACAGGGGUUCCAGCUAUGAGGUGCAAAAUAAACCCGUCACCGAAGAUUGCCUAGACUGUCUGUGCGAAACAAUGAGUGGCUGCAAUGCAUCCGCAAUUUGCGUAAAUGGGGCCUGCGGUAUAUUCCGGAUCACUUGGGGCUACUGGGUGGAGGCGGGCAAACUAACUUUGCCCACAGAUACAGCUCUUUCCGAAGACGCCUUUACGAACUGCGUGAAUCAGCCCCACUGUGCAGCCAACACGGUUCAGAAUUAUAUGUUCAAGCAUGGUCAGGAUUGCAACCGAGAUGACCACAUCGAUUGCCUGGAUUUUGGAGCACUCCACAAACUGGGCAAUUUGAAGUGCCAGGAAGAGUUGCCCUACAUCUACGCCAAGGUCUUCAAUCGAUGUCUGAAAUCCAAGGACCGAUUGGUCGAGGAAAAUAUCAUCAAAGAGCAGGAAAGGGUUUCAACAUAAUUGAUUCUUUAUUGGGUUUCUUCGUUCCCCACUUUUCGGGGAUUUAUCUUUGUCUGUUUUUAAAACAAUCCUUGGUAACACAUAUACACGUACAUACAUCGAAACAUUGCUUAUGUUUGCGUCUGAACAGUUUCCAAUAUAGGUAUGGAUUCUAUAGAUUUAGUUACAGAUACAGAUAUAUAUAAUAUAUAUAGAGGGGUAUAUGAAAACUACUUUAAUAUGCUCUCGCUUUUUGUAAUUUGUUAGUCAACAUGUUAACAUACUGGUAGUACAUAGUUAUUAAUAUAUUCAGAUUCUGGCUUACGUUUGCUAAAGCUUGGCUCUAACA
Drosophila erecta is the source of this 884-nucleotide messenger RNA. Its product is annotated as lysozyme. The record is from RefSeq and is a predicted model, not a curated record. Lineage: Eukaryota; Metazoa; Arthropoda; Insecta; Diptera; Drosophilidae. The transcript has 3 exons. Gene Ontology annotation, molecular function: lysozyme activity. The coding region runs from base 65 to 556 and encodes 163 amino acids.